CAACGAAUUUCAAGCGAAGUGGAUUGACAGAUUCACUUUGUUCAUCAGUGCGAGCAACACCUUGUUCCUAUCUCUACAGCACAAACCAUGGUCACGAUACGUUCGAUUUCACCGGAGCUCGCAGAAAAAGCCAAAACCGAGCUGAAUGAAGUAACUAGCCGCAUUCCAAAUGACCUGGAAGCGAUAAAGUCCUGGCUUGCUAGACAGCCACAUCUCAAUCCACGCACCGACGAUCAGUUCCUGGUGAGUUUUCUGCGGGGAUGUAAAUACAGUUUGGAGAAGACAAAAGACAAGUUGGAUAAUUACUAUGCAGUGAAAUCCGCUAUUCCGGAAUUUUUCGAGAAUCGCGAUCCAACGGAUCCCAAAAUUCAAGAAAAUGCUAUGCUGGGGGUAAAUUUGCCUCUUCCGUUUUCCAUAGGCCCGGACGGACCACGAAUUGUGUUGGUGCGAAUGGGGUGUUACGAUGCGAACCAGUACUCAAUCGUUGACAUAAUGAAGGUUUGUUAUAUGAUCACUGAUGUGCUUCUACUGAAUGAUGACGUAUCUACAAUAGCCGGCCACAUGGUGCUGGUUGAUCUCAGAGGACUGACGUUGGCCACAUUGUCACAGUUCAGUCCAACUUUCAUCAAGAAAAUGACAUCCGUGAUCGAAGCAUUUCCAAUCCGAACCAAGGGGAUCCACUUUGUGAACCCAUCCACUGGGUUUGAUGCUCUCUUCAAAAUGUUUUACGGUUUCCUCAGUAAAAAGAUUCAAGAGCGAGUUGCCGUUCAUGAUUCAUUUGACGCACUCCAUCAGGUGAUACCGAAAGAAUGCCUACCUGAGGAGUACGGUGGAGAGGGUGGAAAACUAGCCGAAAUCAUCACUGACAUCAAAAAUGAUAUUGUCGCACAUCGCCAAUUCUUCCUCGAGGAUGCCAAAUAUAGAAACGAUGAGAGGAAAAGACCCGGGAAGCCAAAAACGGCCGGCACGUUGUUUGGUGUAGAGGGGUCGUUCAGGAGUUUGGAUUUCGAUUGAAGCUUCUCCCUUUUCUUGGAUUUAUUUUAGACGAAUUGUAAGAUCAAAUGCGGACAGGAAUAAAAUUGAAAACAUAAUCUGACAA
Messenger RNA from Toxorhynchites rutilus septentrionalis, 1099 nucleotides. Its product is annotated as retinol-binding protein pinta-like. Bases 88 to 1014 code for a protein of 308 amino acids. Gene Ontology annotation, cellular component: membrane. The record is from RefSeq and is a predicted model, not a curated record. The transcript has 4 exons. Lineage: Eukaryota; Metazoa; Arthropoda; Insecta; Diptera; Culicidae. Gene Ontology annotation, molecular function: phosphatidylinositol bisphosphate binding.